Molecule: messenger RNA, 3136 nt
Organism: Oncorhynchus nerka (sockeye salmon)
Lineage: Eukaryota; Metazoa; Chordata; Actinopteri; Salmoniformes; Salmonidae
Product: gamma-aminobutyric acid receptor subunit rho-2-like
Exons: 10
Coding region: 263-1711 (482 amino acids)
Biological process (GO): regulation of membrane potential; chemical synaptic transmission; nervous system process
Cellular component (GO): GABA-A receptor complex; neuron projection; plasma membrane
Molecular function (GO): chloride channel activity; extracellular ligand-gated monoatomic ion channel activity; GABA-A receptor activity
Source: RefSeq, a predicted model, not a curated record
CUGCGCGCGCGGUGCCUUGGUUUGGAGUGCGUUGAAACCAACCGCUGUGGACCAAUCAGGGAGCAAUAAGCGGGACAAGCCGCUUGGAGUCGUAAACAUAUCUGUCGUUGUUACUUAAUCAACCGACACACUGCCUCACUACAAUGCAUGUUACCACACAUGUUCUGCUUUAGAUCAGAAUACGCUACAAUGCUCAAACCAUUGCGUUCGUCGAUUAAAGGGAUUUCUUCACUCACUCGACGACUUUUGAGUUUCACACAUAAUGCCUUAUUAUAUUAAGUUCCUGUUUUUAAUUUUUUGCUUGAUACUUAUCGGGGAAUGCCGAAAGCACAAAAGUCGGAAAAGAAGGUGGUCCGGGGCGGUAGAAUCUCACAAGCAUGGCGCUCCACUGACUGGAAAAAAGAUAGUUGAUAACACCAAAUCUCACAAGGUGAAGACAGACCACCUGCUGCGAGUUGAUGACCAUGAUUUUACCAUGAGACCAGCCUUUGCAGGCCCUGCUGUCCCCGUGGGAGUGGAUGUUCAGGUGGAGAGUUUGGACAGUAUAUCAGAAGUGGACAUGGACUUCACUAUGACCCUUUAUCUGAGGCACUACUGGAAAGACGAGAGGCUGUCCUUUCCCAGCACAACCAAUAAGAGCAUGACGUUCGACGGGCGCCUGGUCAAGAAGAUCUGGGUGCCUGAUGUGUUCUUCGUCCACUCCAAGAGGUCGUUCAUCCACGACACCACCACAGAGAACAUCAUGCUCAGGGUGUUCCCAGAUGGACACGUGCUCUACAGCCUUAGGGUGACGGUUACUGCUGCCUGUAACAUGGACUUCAGUCGUUUCCCUCUGGAUUCACAGACCUGCACAUUAGAGCUAGAGAGCUAUGCUUACACGGAUGAGGACCUCAUGCUGUACUGGAAGAGUGGGGAUGAGUCCCUGAGCACCGACGACAGAAUCUCUCUGUCUCAGUUCCUCAUCCAGAAGUUUCACACUACCUCUAGACUGGCUUUUUACAGCAGCACAGGCUGGUACAACCGUCUGUACAUCAACUUCACCCUGCGACGCCACAUCUUCUUCUUCCUGCUGCAGACCUACUUCCCUGCCACUCUGAUGGUCAUGUUGUCCUGGGUGUCUUUCUGGAUCGACCGCCGGGCCGUACCGGCCAGGGUCUCACUAGGUAUCACCACGGUGCUCACCAUGUCCACCAUCAUCACUGGAGUCAACGCCUCCAUGCCCAGGGUUUCCUACAUCAAAGCUGUGGACAUUUACCUCUGGGUCAGUUUUGUGUUUGUGUUCCUAUCGGUGUUGGAAUAUGCUGCCGUCAACUACUUGACGACGGUGAGGGACGGAAAAGAUCGGAAGCUUAGGGAAAAGGCCAGAGAGCGGUCCCUGAGCCUAGCCAGAGAACAGUCACUCCCCUGCACCUGUGGCAUGUCCCACACCGGGACCGUGAUGGUAGAUGGCGACGGGACCUACAGCGAGGCCGACACCAACAGCCUGGCCGGAUACACCAGGGCUGACGCUCCCGAGGACACCCCAGAGAAGCAAGAGCACAUGGUGGUGCACCUAUCCCUGGACAAUGAGUCCACGGGAACCAAGAAGAAAGCGCGCUUCCGCAGCUUCAGCCUCAUGCAGAACACCCACGCCAUAGACACCUACUCCCGCAUGAUCUUUCCAGGAUCCUACAUUAUCUUUAACCUCAUAUACUGGUCUGCAUACUGCUGAGGCUCUCCCAGAUGGUCCUGGUACAGUCAGCAGAGAGACAAUCUACUGGUGUUUACUGUACCAGAUAAAACAGGACAGCUAUUGGACUCUGAUAAUGACUCAAAGUGGUAAUGACCUCCAUAUCUUAACACCUGGGUGCAUAACGGCAGAUCUCACAAAGGAUUUCCCAGAUCCCUGGAUGGAUAACACCAUACUAUCCUCACACCAUUAGCUACAACCAUCUUACUACUUGACUCAACUGUACAGCUUUCCUACUUUCUCUAUAUAAACGAUUUACACAACCAUGCAGGUCCAAGCAACAAACUACGAUGGACUACCUACCUGCUCUUCUCCUAUUUAUUUCAAAUUGAUCUCUGGAAUCAAUGCUGUUUUAUCUUCAUGGUACUGUCAAAGCAGGGAAACAAUAUCUGUAAUACUGACAGCAUAUGUACAUCUGGAAUGGACUAAGUGUUGCCCAAGCUUGCCUCUUUAACCAGAAAACAGAAAGCUUGCUCUAUAAUGUGAGGGUUUGACCUCUAAACCACGUUUAUUUGACAGAUCAGUGUGAGUGCAAGCACCAAUUGCUAAUGAGCACAUUGAAACACAGCCACAGACUUGUGUCUUCUAGGAAUACACCAAGUGUUAUUCUUUUUAACAGUUGAUAAUGAUUGAGAAAACCACACAAAAAUGUAAACCGACAUAAUACCAGAUGGAAUUAUCAUGAAAAAGAUUCACAUAGAUACAGUAUUUCAUUAUCUAUUCAUUAUUAACCUAUGUAUUUAUUCAUUCAUUUUUGGCCUUUCACUUCACUUACAUAAUUACUUUUUAGUGCACUGAUAGACUCAUAUUCCAUUAUACCUUAAGAUGUUAAAAACAAUGAGACUGGAUAGAUUUUUCAGAGUGGCUGCAGUUCCCGAAUUUCUUAUGAGGUCAGUGGUCACAGAAAUUGUGAGGAUGGAUACCAUUUAUGAAUGCUUAUGUGAACUAUCAUGAAGCAUUAUCAGUGAUGUAAUGAACUUGAACAGCCUUAAGUGAACUGUUUUUUUUUAUGGCUGUGGUUCCACGCCACAGCUAUAUUUUUUCUGUUUGUUUGUUUGAUUGACUGUUUGGAUUACGAGUGACUACAUAUCGCUUUGUGCAAGUUUUCUAGCCAGUAUUCUAGCCAACCAAUAUAUUCGUAAACAUGGUACUGUAUGUAGUAUGUAGGUAGCCACAAGCAUGAGCUGGAUUUACUAGGCUGUGAUGUCACUCAUCAGAACGCACGAAGCUCUUGCAUCCAUAUUGCCGCUGUAGAUAUGUCAGCAUGUUGGACAAAUGCUUAACCAAUGCAAACCACCUCACGCAGAUGCUUGUCCACAAGCUGCACAACUACGGCUGAUUAUUGUUGCAUCAAAUAUUAAGAAUGUAUCCUUUUUGGAGCAGAUUUUAUAAAUAAAGGCUUUAAAC